AUGACCUUCCCCGCGCAGCGCAAGAUCAGGAAGCCCUUCGAGAAGCUAUCUGAGCUUGAGAAGCAGGUGGCCGGUACUCUCUUGAAAUUGGAGGACGAUCCAGAUUUGAGGGAGAUGGGCCUGGGGACCCUGUAUAUUAGCUCUGUCAAAGAGAUAGCAGUCGACGGAGACAAGAAGGCUGCGGUGGUCUAUGUCCCCUAUCCUAUGCUGCAGAGCUUCCAGAAAAACUCGGAGGCUCUCAUCCUUAAGUUAGAGAAGAACCACUCGGGACACCGCUUCAUUAUAGUGGCUAACAGAACGAUAAUGAAGAAUGCGUACGUAUUCACCGGUAAGAAGAGCAUAAGGCGUCCGAGGUCGCGUACCAUGACAUCUGUUUACAACUGCAUCCUGGACGACAUCUGCUACCCGAUCCAUGUCAUUGGAAAGCGCACCCUUUACCCUGCGGGCUCUAACCCGAGGCUCCAGGUUGUGCUCCCGAAGGCUGUAUACAACGAGGUUAGCGAGCGUACCAAAACAUAUUCAGCGGUCUACAAGGCUCUAACGGAGAGGGAUACUGAGUUCAUAUUCAUGUAA
Giardia duodenalis is the source of this 573-nucleotide messenger RNA. RefSeq names its product Ribosomal protein S7e. Gene Ontology annotation, cellular component: 90S preribosome; cytosolic small ribosomal subunit; ribosome. Gene Ontology annotation, biological process: translation; rRNA processing; ribosomal small subunit biogenesis. The transcript has a single exon. Lineage: Eukaryota; Fornicata; Diplomonadida; Hexamitidae. Bases 1 to 573 code for a protein of 190 amino acids. Gene Ontology annotation, molecular function: structural constituent of ribosome. The record is from RefSeq and is a predicted model, not a curated record.